Molecule: messenger RNA, 1771 nt
Organism: Diprion similis
Lineage: Eukaryota; Metazoa; Arthropoda; Insecta; Hymenoptera; Diprionidae
Gene: Jra
Product: transcription factor AP-1
Exons: 1
Coding region: 540-1349 (269 amino acids)
Biological process (GO): regulation of cell cycle; regulation of cell population proliferation; regulation of transcription by RNA polymerase II
Cellular component (GO): transcription regulator complex
Molecular function (GO): DNA-binding transcription factor activity, RNA polymerase II-specific; transcription factor binding; RNA polymerase II cis-regulatory region sequence-specific DNA binding
Source: RefSeq, a predicted model, not a curated record
AAAGAAAAAAAAGAAACCGGUCAACGCGAGGGGAGGUGAAACUUUUAAUCGUGGUCAGUUUCGUGUAUUUUUUUUUUCAUCUGCUUUAAAAUUCCCUUCAGUGAGGAAACAGCGAGACAGUCGUAAUACUGUUGCGAAACGCGUGUGCGCGCCGUGCGGAGGAAAAUACAUGAUAAACUUGUAUGCGUAAUCUACUGUAAUAGAUACGUCGUCGCGAUGUACGUGUGACUGUUGUUUUUCCGUUUCUUUUCACAUUCGUAUGAUUCGACAAUUAUCGUGAUUGUAGAAAGCAAAUCAAAGGACUGCCAAAUGCUUGAGGCUCGAUGUUGCUGACUUGUAGUGAGGAGAAGAAAAAGAAGAAGAACAUAAAAACAAGUGCUGCGAAAUUUAGCGGAUAAUAAUCGGUGCCCGGAUAUUAGCGCCUGAUAGUUGUUGUUCCGUUAGCGUGGAACGUGAAGAGAAACAAAAAACAAAAGAAGAAAAUAAACGAUACGAAUAUCGCAACGUAUCCAAUAAGGUCGAACAAGACGGGCGUUCAAAUGGUGCGUAACUCGGUGCAGAUGGAGCAGACGUUUUACGAGGAGAGUGCGAUAUACGCGGCGGCUAAUCGCGGGGACAGCGUAAUGGGCCAGCUGAAGAGGAGCCUGACUCUGGACCUGAACGGGCAGCGCGCGACGCAGGCGAAAAGGCCGAGACUCGGGCCCCUGCCACCUGCGCUGAACAACGCAGCGCCGGUCCUGAGCUCGCCGGACAUGAACAUGUUGAAGCUGUGCUCGCCGGAGCUGGAGAAGAUGAUAAUGGCGCAGCAGAACGGCCUCGUGACGACGAUGCCGACGCCGACGACGCAGAUGCUCUUCCCGAAGACGGUUACGGAGGAGCAGGAGCUGUACGCGAGGGGUUUCGUCGACGCCCUGAACGAGCUCCACCACUCGGACAGCUCGCAGGAGCCGGGCAGCAUCCACGGGGCGACGUACACGAACCUCGAGCCACCGGGCAGCGUGCAGAGCACGGAAUCGCUGAGUCAGGGUCUGAUGAUGAUUAAGGACGAGCCACAGACGGUGCCCUCGGUGUCGAGCUCGCCGCCGAUGUCACCGAUCGACAUGGAGAGCCAGGAGCGGAUAAAGCUGGAGCGAAAGCGUCAACGGAAUCGCGUGGCCGCCUCAAAGUGCCGCAGGCGCAAGCUCGAGCGGAUAUCGAGGCUCGAGGACAAGGUGAAGAUACUCAAGGGCGAGAACAGCGAGCUCAGCGCGGUCGUAAACCGGCUCAAGGAGCACGUAUGCCGCCUCAAGGAGCAGGUCAUGGACCACGUGCACUCGGGCUGCCACAUCAUGCCCGUCAGCCAGUUCUGAGCGCUCUAUUAGAAACGAGGAUCUGACAAUUUCCUAUAGCAUGCAUUUCGACGCGGCGCACCGCUGCCGCCGCCGCCGCCGUUGCCACCGCCUACGUGACGCUACUCGGCUGAUCGCGGUGCGGGCGGCCAUCUUGGAGAACGAGACACGAAACUUGUUAAAACACGCGUCGCGCAAGCGCGUCGCCCCAGGUCGGAGUGGACGCCGGCCGUCGGCGUCGCGGAGUCGCCGAGCCUCGAUUUUAAUCACCGGUUGAUUUUUCCAAUCCGCAUCAUCGACGAUUUCUCCUUUAUAGAGGAAUCACUGCCGUGUGGCACACGACGACGCCCGAGUUCUCAUCUCGACCUGCACUCUACGCUACAUUUAAUAUUGCGUGUCGUGCGCGUUGAGUCGUUUGUGACGCGUCACGCCUGCCCCCCCCC